CGCAUCUACGCUACGGUGCUUCGUUCUUUGUCAUUCUGUUCGCACAUUCAUUCACAUUCUUUCAACUCUUUCUCUACGUUCUGCUCAUCUUACAUUCUUUACUUCAUAUCCAUUCGUUCAGCAAUUGACGCAUAGAAUCGUACUUUACCCCAGUAUCCAAGAUGAGAGGCUCCAUACUUUCUCUCCUUACGUUUGGCAGCGCAGUCAGCGCCUGGCUCCCAGCCGAGCGCGGCUUCUUCAAAUCUGAGGCUCGAAGCCUCUCCAUCGGUCAAGGCCGCUCCAUCACCAAACGCUUCAACCCGGACAAGAUCCGUGGUGUCAACCUCGGGUCCCUCUUUAUUGUCGAGCCAUGGAUGAUGGGCCAAGCCUGGAACGACAUGGGCUGCGGCGACCAAAAGUCCGAGUUCGACUGCGUGCUGAAGCUCGGCCAGGACGGCGCUGACGCAGCGUUCAAGCAACACUGGGACACCUGGAUAACCGAGGAGGAUCUCGACAAGAUGAAGGAGUACGGUAUCAACGCUAUCCGUGUACCCGUGGGCUACUGGAUGGUUGAGGAGCUCGUCGACCAGAGCGAGCACUUCCCGCGGGGCGGGCUUGAGUACCUCGACCGACUCGCCGGAUGGGCGGCGUCUCGCAAUAUGUACAUGAACUUGGAUCUCCACGGUGCGCCGUACUCGCAGGAGAUCCAUCAGCCCUUCACUGGCCAGUACUCCGAAGAAGCCGGCUUCUACCAAACGUCCCAGUACGAGCGCGCCUACACCUUCCUCCAGAAGAUGACCGAGCGCAUCCACACCACCGACGCCUACCGCACAACCGGCAUGAUCGAAGUGCUCAACGAGCCGCAGCGCACCCACGACUCCCUCAUCCCAGAGUACUACGCAACCGCCUACGGCAAGAUCCGUGAGACCGAGGCCAACCUCGGCGUUUCCGACGACAAGAAGCUCACCAUCCAGUUCAUGGCCGAGUCCUGGGGCGCGGGCAACCCGCGGCAGGUGCUGGAGGGCAAGACGGACGUCGCGUUCGACGACCACCGGUACCUCAAGUGGGCCAACAUCGACCAGAGCAAGCCGAGCUAUAUCGCGACGAGCUGCGGUGACACAUUCGGUGGCAACGACAACAGCCCGAUUGUGGUGGGCGAGUGGAGUCUGGCGGUCGCCGACAACAACGAGCAGACGCCUGAGUGGGAGCCGCAGGGCAACAAGGACUGGUACAAGCAGUGGUGGGGCGCGCAGGUGCAGGCGUACGAGAAGGGGCUCGGGUGGUUCUUCUGGAGCUGGAAGGUGCAGCUUGGGGAUGACUACAGGUGGGGGUACAGGAACGCGGUUGAGGCGGGCGUCAUCCCUCUGAGCCCUGACGAGGCUGCCGGACUGGCCAAGUGCUAGGCGUGCGAUGCCGUGUGAGGGACAGAGGUGUCCUUGGUCGUAUUCUGCUUCUUCCUUGGCCUGCGCUCCAUCAGCGCGUGGCAUUCCUGCAUAGCGUUUGUUGUUAUUUAGACGAACACCUAUUUUCUAGAUAUCGAAUUCUCAAUACCCUACUUGCCAGUAUCAAAUCACCGCGGCAGGAC
Molecule: messenger RNA, 1564 nt
Organism: Paraphaeosphaeria sporulosa
Lineage: Eukaryota; Fungi; Ascomycota; Dothideomycetes; Pleosporales; Didymosphaeriaceae
Product: glycoside hydrolase
Exons: 2
Coding region: 162-1382 (406 amino acids)
Biological process (GO): glucan catabolic process
Cellular component (GO): cell surface; extracellular region
Molecular function (GO): beta-glucosidase activity
Source: RefSeq, a predicted model, not a curated record